UUUCCUAGCCGAAAAACGCCUUUUCCUUCCCGCCUUUUCCGCGGGAGCUCCAGGGACCGUCUGAGACCCUCCGCACAACAACCCUGAGAGGUGGGCCCGGCUAAGCUCGCCCUCAGCGAAGGGAGCAAUGUCUGCUUUCUUUCAGAUCUUGAAUUAAUUCCAGCAUGGCAGAGUAUGGGAUCUCUCUCGGCGAACAAGUGGCUGUGGUUUGCGAUAGUUACGCCUCUCCCGAGGCACUUCAGAAAUUUGUCCAGGAUGUUCAAGCAAUUAUUGGAGCUGAAAAUCAGGUUUCUGUAGAAAACGUCAAUCAACUGCUUUAUUCCUCCCACAAAGAGUCCAGCUUUGAUGUGGUUCUUUCAGGACUGGUUCCUGGCAGCCUAACACAGCACAGUGCAGAGCUUCUUGCUGAAAUAGCUCGGAUUGUCAAGCCUGGAGGCCGUGUCCUUUUGAAAGAAGCAGUGACCACCGAAACAGGUAACGAUGACAAACUCAAGACAGUAAGCAAACUACAAACAAUCGCAACACUCUCUGGUUUGGUUGAGGUAAAGGAGCUGCAGAAGGAUGCUUUAACCUCAGAACAAAUUCAAGCUGUCCAGAAGCAUCUGGAUCUGCAGUGCCAUGAAAUUCUCGCAGUUCAGUUAGAAGGCAAAAAGCCCAAUUUUGAGGUUGGAUCUUCAAGUCAGCUCAAGCUUUCUACUAUCAAGAAACCACCAACUGAAAAACCACGGGUGGAUCCCACGGCUGCAAAACUCUGGACUCUUUCUGCCAAUGACAUGGAUGACGAGGACGUGGAUCUCCUGGAUUCAGAUGAGCUUCUGGAUCCUGAGGAUUUGAAAAAGCCAGAUCCCGCAUCUCUCAAAGCACCUUCUUGUAAGGAAUCUGGAAAGAGGAAAGCCUGUAAGAAUUGCACCUGCGGCCUUGCUGAAGAACUAGAGCAAGAGAAGAAAAAUGCACAGCCAAAAUCUGCUUGCGGCAAUUGCUACCUGGGGGAUGCCUUCCGCUGCGCCAGCUGCCCUUACCGUGGCAUGCCAGCCUUUAAGCCUGGCGAGAAAAUCCUCUUGAGCGAAACCAACCUUCAGGACUCCUGAGAGAGGAGCAGCAACUCACAGCUUCCUUGGCGGUGCUUCAUGGUUUGGACACAACCGGCAGUUUCUCUAGUAAAGAGGGAGGAAGUCUGGACUUGGUGGGGGGAUCAGCAAACAAAUAGGUGGACCAAUGCAGGCUGUGUCCGCUUUCAGGAUUCCCUGGCCGACACAG
Molecule: messenger RNA, 1257 nt
Organism: Pseudonaja textilis
Lineage: Eukaryota; Metazoa; Chordata; Lepidosauria; Squamata; Elapidae
Gene: CIAPIN1
Product: cytokine induced apoptosis inhibitor 1
Biological process (GO): iron-sulfur cluster assembly
Cellular component (GO): cytoplasm
Molecular function (GO): iron-sulfur cluster binding
Source: RefSeq, a predicted model, not a curated record